Phascolarctos cinereus (koala) is the source of this 19283-nucleotide messenger RNA. Lineage: Eukaryota; Metazoa; Chordata; Mammalia; Diprotodontia; Phascolarctidae. The record is from RefSeq and is a predicted model, not a curated record.
GCUCAGGUCCAACACAAAAUAGGGCCUCGUCCUCUCCUUUCUCCCCUUUUCGAGUUGGGUCCUUUGGCACCAAGCCCCACACGAUUCUUCCGCAGGAGGCUACCUGAAUCUCUACGCCCGUCGUCGACAUCUCGGGCCAGGAAACAGCCCGGUUCGUAGGAUCCACCCUCCCGGCCGCGCAGGAGGCGGAGGGGGGAGGCGGAGCUGUGUCUCCGCUGCACUACUUUCCUGUCCGGUUGCAAAUGGCUGCCUUGGUCCCCACUUUCCGCUCAGUUUCCUGACCCCCGGCGCCGGGAGCCGGGGCUGGGCCAUGAACCUUUAGAUCCCCGGUGGUCUUACCCUGCACAAGCUAGUGGAGUGCAAGCCAGUCUGAUCCGGCCAGAUCGGAGUCGGGGCAGCCCUCGGAGCAAGAGGGGAAGGGAGGAGAGAGCUGGGCCCGGAGCGGCCGGAGAGGAGCGGGCAGAGGGUUCCGACCGCCCGCUCCUUUCUCACCCAACCCUCCCUUCCCCGGGAGGAGCCGAAGGUGCGGGGCCCGAAGCCGCGGAAGGAGAGAGAGGUUGGGGCGGAGGCAGCUGGGCCCAAGCGUGUGUGUCAGUUUGACUCCUGAGGCCCUGCCGGCUUCGCUUCAAUGUAGCUAAGCUAGCACGGCCUCAGGGGGCCCGAGGCGGGGAGAGCCUCAACGUUCCAUCCGAAGUCUCAACGUUCCAUCCGGGCCAGCUGGGGAAGAGGCUCCGCGUUCCAAUCGGGCUGGCGAGGGGGAACCUACAGCGUUCCAUCGGGAGCAUUUCAGCCUUCCACCGGGAACCGGGCGCUGGGCAUCGGGGGUGGGGGUGGGGGGCGCCCGGCGGGCCCGGGGCUGGGAGGCGGACUGGCUCGUCGGAUGUGAAGACUGUUCGGCCGAAGAUCAAAGCCACCGGUGCUCCCUUUGUGUCGGCCUUGGAUUCGCCGCCCCGGGGCUUCACUUGGGAAACCUAAGCUGCUGGGAUCGAGGGCAGAGAACCAACUCCCCUCCUUGGUGUUUUCAGCCACUUUAAAUUAUUUUUGAAGUGGGGGGGGCCGCUCCGACCUGGAUUUACCGUUCUUGGCCCCUCUUUGGCCCCCCCCGUGUGGGGGGCGGUUGUGAUCGUCCUGGCGGGUGGAGGUCGGGGAGCGGCCGGAGCUGUGGCCAUGUUCUCGGGUGAAGAUUUCUGGAUCGCCCUGUGAAGAGGUCUCCCCGGGAGGGCACUGCCCAGUCGGAGAGAGGAAUGGACGACCCGAAGCCCUCUGGUGAGGAUAAAGAUUCAGAGCCGGCAGCUGAUGGGCCUGAAGCUUCUGAAGAGUCAGGCCCCACUGAGCCAGACCCCCCCAACCCACCUUUGGGGGAUGCCUCUGUCCACAGCCCAGGGAGCCCCAAGCCCCAGGACCCUCCCCAGGACUGCAGCAAGGGCCCACUUCGGCGCUGUGCCUUCUGUAACUGUGGGGAAUGGAGUCUCCAUGGGCAGCGGGAGCUGCGGUGCUUUGAACUUCCACCAGACUGGCCCCUGGGUCCAGCAGUGCCACCUGGGGGGCCUGGACCCGGAGAGGCAGUGCCACCCACUGAUGAUCUGUCCCAGAUUGGCUUCCCUGAGGGCUUGACACCUGCCCAUCUGGGAAAGCCUGGUGGACCCUGCUGGGCUCACUAUUGGUGUGCAGCGUGGUCAGUGGGAGUACAGGGCCAAGAUGGGCUGGAGUUGCAUGGAGUGGACAAGGCCAUCUUCUCAGGGAUCUCUCAGCGCUGUUCCCAUUGCUCCAGGCUGGGAGCUUCCAUCCCCUGCCGAUCGCCUGGAUGCCCACAGCUCUACCACUUCCCCUGUGCUGCUGCCAGUGGUUCCUUCCAGUCUAUGAAGACUUUGCAGCUGUUGUGUCUGGAGCAUGGCGAGGAGGCUGCACACCUGGAGGAUGCCCGUUGUGUGGUGUGCGAUGGGCUGGGUGAACUUCGAGAUCUGCUCUUCUGUACCAGCUGUGGGCAACACUAUCAUGGGGCCUGUCUGGACACUGCUCUGACUGCACGAAAACGUGCUGGUUGGCAGUGCCCAGAUUGCAAAGUGUGCCAAACCUGCAGGCAGCCUGGGGAGGAUUCCAUGAUGCUAGUCUGUGAGGCAUGUGAUAAGGGCUACCAUACCUUCUGCCUGAAGCCAGCCAUUCAGAGCCUACCCCCUGAUUCGUGGAAGUGCAAGACGUGCCGGGUGUGCCGAGCCUGUGGGGCGUGCCCAGCAGAGCUGGAUCCCAACUGCCAGUGGUAUGAGAAUUACUCACUGUGUGAGCGGUGCCAGGGGCAGCAGAACACCCAGGGCGGGAGGAUGGGCAGCCCUGAUACCGAGCAGAACCCCCCUGUCUGUAACAAAUAUCCAUCACCAGAGCCUGGCAUUGCCCCUGUUGAUACACCUGAUGAUCUUGAUAAUGCAUGCCAGGAACAGCUGGAGGGGGAAGAGGAAACCUGCACAAAGUCUGAGGAACCAGGGCCACUGCAGCAUGAAGCCAAACCACUAGGGCAAGCAGGGACCCAAGUUGAAUCCCCACCCGAGGUCCCGCCCCCACCUGUGGUUGCCCCCCUUGAUGAGGAGAUGCCACUGGAGCCCCUGUUCCUACCCGAGGAACCACUCUUGUCACCUCAGCUACCACCAACAGAUCCUCCCCCUCCUCCACUUUCUCCUGCCACUGCUGUAGCCCCACCAUCCUUGUCUCCCUUAGGGGAUCAAGAGGAGCACCCUGAUGCCAAAGGGGACAGUGAGCCAGGAACCCCUCCAGAUGUCCCUAUCCUAGACACGCCCAUCAGCCCCCCUCCAGAAGCCAGUUGCUUUGAACCAGAGCCCAUAGCUCCUAUAGAUUUGACCCCUUCUCCAGCCUCCCCUGAAGAACUGGGAGAACUGAAUUCUCCCAUUCCUCUAGAGCCCCCUCCUCCACAGUGCUCCCCUCUGCCAUUAGCCCCUUCUCCCCUGGGCUUCCUGGAGAAGGCACCAGAAGUCCUAGAUGAGUCUGAGUCACAGGAGAUGGAAACAGAGCCAGAGUGCCCAGCUCUGGAGCCUAGUGGGAUCAGCCCCCCAGCUUGUCCUACAGGAGACCUCUCCUGUCCUGCCCCCAGCCCUGCUCCAGCCCUGGAUGUCUUUUCUAGCCUGGGUGAGGACACAGUCUGUCUCGAUGAGACAGAGGCUACUGGUCCAGAGCCAGAGACUGGACAGACCUGUGGCAGUUCAGGUAGUGAUCCUAAAGGCUCCCCUUUGCUCCUUGACCCUGAGGAGCUGGCCCCUGUGACCCCUAUGGAGGUCUAUGGUUCUGAAGGCAAGCAGGCUGGGCAGAGCUCACCUUGUGAAGAGCCUGAGGAGCCAGUUGCCCCACCAGUGCAUACCCCUCCCACCCUCAUCAAGUCCGACAUCGUCAAUGAGAUCUCUAACCUGAGCCAAGGUGAUGCCAGUGCCAGCUUCCCAGGGUCUGAGCCUCUGCUGGGCUCCCCAGACCCUGAGGGGGGUGGCUCACUCUCCAUGGAGCUAGGUGUGUCCACUGAUGUCAGCCCUGCACGGGAUGAGGGCUCCCUUCGGCUCUGUACCGACUCACUGCCCGAGACGGAUGACUCCUUACUCUGUGACUCUGGAGCAGCUGGAGCUGGCGGCAAGGCUGAGGGCGAUAAGGGGAGACGACGAAGCUCCCCUGCCCGCUCCCGUAUCAAGCAGGGCCGUAGCAGUAGCUUCCCAGGAAGACGUCGACCUCGGGGGGGUGCCCAUGGAGGAAGGGGGAGAGGACGUGCCCGGCUGAAGUCAACCACUUCUUCUGUGGAGACUCUGGUUGCAGACAUUGAUAGCUCUCCCAGCAAGGAGGAGGAGGAGGAAGAUGACGACACCAUGCAGAAUACUGUGGUUCUCUUCUCCAACACCGACAAAUUUGUCCUAAUGCAGGACAUGUGUGUAGUGUGUGGUAGCUUUGGUCGAGGGGCAGAGGGCCACCUUCUGGCCUGCUCUCAGUGUUCACAGUGCUACCAUCCUUACUGUGUCAACAGCAAGAUUACAAAGGUGAUGCUGCUGAAGGGCUGGAGGUGUGUGGAAUGCAUCGUAUGUGAAGUGUGUGGCCAGGCAUCUGACCCCUCUCGCCUUUUGCUCUGCGAUGACUGUGAUAUCAGCUACCACACCUAUUGUCUGGAUCCCCCGCUGCUCACAGUGCCCAAGGGUGGCUGGAAGUGCAAAUGGUGCGUGAGUUGCAUGCAGUGUGGGGCCGUUUCACCAGGCUUCCACUGCGAGUGGCAGAACAGCUAUACCCACUGUGGCCCCUGUGCCAGCCUGGUGACCUGUCCGGCGUGUCGUGCUCCUUACGUAGAAGAAGAUUUGUUAAUCCAGUGCCGUCAUUGUGACCGGUGGAUGCAUGCUGGUUGUGAGAGCCUAUUCACUGAGGAAGAGGUGGAACAAGCAGCAGAUGAAGGCUUUGAUUGCGUCUCCUGUCAGCCCUAUGUGGUGAAGCCUGUGGUGCCCAUUGCACCACCAGAGCUCGUGCCUGUGAAGGUGAAGGAGCCAGAGCCCCAGUACUUCCGCUUUGAGGGAGUAUGGCUGACGGAGACCGGCAUGGCUGUACUUCGAAAUCUGUCCAUGUCUCCCCUUCACAAGCGGCGUCAGAGGCGUGGGCGGCUUGGCCUCCUAGGUGAGGGCGGGCUAGAGGGGCCGGAGCCCUCGGACCCCGGCGGCCCCGACGACAAGAAAGAUGGGGACCUGGACGCUGAUGAGUUGCUCAAGGGCGAAGGGGUCGGUGUGGAGCACAUGGAGUGUGAGAUCAAGCUGGAGGCUCCUGCCAGCCCUGAUGGGGAGCCUGGCAAGGAAGAGACUGAUGAGGGCAAAAAACGCAAGCGCAAACCCUACAGACCUGGCAUUGGGGGCUUCAUGGUUCGACAGCGCAAGUCUCAUGCUCGUCUGAAGAAAGGGCCUGCCGUGUUGGUGGAAGUGUUGAGUGGGGAGGGCCAGCCUGAUGAGGUUGUGACAGUCGACCCACCUACGGAAGGUGCAGUGGAGCAGAGCCCAGCUGAAGGUGAUGAGAAGAAGAAGCGUCGGGGUCGAAAAAAGAGCAAACUGGAGGACAUGUUUCCUGCCUACCUGCAGGAAGCCUUCUUUGGGAAAGCGCUCUUGGACCUUAGCCGAAAGGCAUUGCUGGUGGCUGGGGAUGGGCGACCGGGCUUUGUGCCAGGCACCCCCAGGGGCAAGGGGGACCCAGGCCCUGAUAGAAAAGAGGCUUCUGCUUCACAGAAAGGGGAGGAUGGACCAGAUGUUGCAGAUGAAGAGUCCAGAGGUCCUGAGGGCAAUUCAGAGACUCCAGGCCCUGAAGAUGGAGGUAUCAAGACAUCUCCUGUACCCAGUGAUCCAGAGAAACCAGGAACCCCAGGCGAGGGAAUGCUCAGCUCUGACUUGGACAAGAUUCCCACAGAAGAGCUGCCCAAGAUGGAAUCAAAAGACCUUCAACAGCUUUUCAAGGAUGUCCUAGGCUCAGAGCGGGAGCAGCAGAUUGGCUGUGGGACUCCUAACCUGGAUGGGGGUCCCACCCCAGUGCAGCAGAGGCCCUUCCUACAAGGUGGGCUUCCUUUGGGCAACCUCCCUACCAGCAGUCCAAUGGACUCCUACCCGGGCCUUUGCCAGUCUCCUUUCCUUGAUAGUAGGGAGCGUGGGGGCUUCUUCAGCCCAGAGCCUGGUGAGCCUGACAGCCCCUGGACGGGCUCAGGGGGCACCACACCCUCCACACCCACAACCCCAACCACGGAGGGUGAAGGCGAUGGGCUCUCCUACAACCAGCGGAGCCUCCAGCGCUGGGAAAAGGAUGAGGAGCUGGGCCAGCUUUCUACAAUCUCACCUGUGCUCUACGCCAAUAUUAAUUUUCCCAACCUCAAGCAGGAUUAUCCAGACUGGGCCAGUCGCUGCAAACAGAUCAUGAAGCUGUGGAGAAAAGUCCCGGCCACUGACAAAGCCCCCUACCUGCAAAAGGCCAAAGAUAACCGGGCGGCUCACCGCAUCAACAAGGUGCAGAAGCAGGCGGAGAGCCAGAUCAGUAAGCAGACCAAGGUGGGCGACAUAGCCCGCAAAACCGAUCGGCCCACCCUGCACCUACGCAUUCCCCCUCAGCCAGGGAUGCUGGGCAGUCCCCCUCCAGCUUCUGCUCCGACUGUCUUCAUUGGCAGUCCCCCUCCCCCAGCUGGCUUGUCUACCUCCUCGGACGGGUUCCUGAAGCCACCAACGGGCACAGUGCCCGGCCCUGACUCGCCUGGUGAUCUCUUCCUCAAGCUCCCACCCCAGGUGCCCGCCCAAGUGCCUUUGCAGGACCCUUUUGGACUGGCCCCCACCUAUACUCUGGAGUCUCGCUUCCCCGCAGCACCACCAGCCUAUCCCCCCUAUCCUGGACCGGCAGUGGCCCCUGCGAAGCCUCAGAUGCUGAGUGCUCCCCCUCGGCCCGGGGCCGGCCAGGCCGGAGAGUUUCAGUCCACCCCACCUGGCACCCCACGGCACCAGCCUUCCACACCUGAUCCUUUUCUCAAACCCCGCUGUCCUUCACUAGACAACUUGGCAGUUCCAGAGAGUCCGGGGGUGGGUGGGGCCAAGGCUUCUGAGCAACUGAUGUCCCCUCCACCUUUUGGAGAGCCUCGGAAGGCCCUAGAAGUAAAGAAAGAGGAGCUGGGGGCAGCUUCUCCCGGCUAUGGCCCCCCCAGCCUUGGUUUUGGAGACUCACCUUCCUCUGGGCCCCACUUAGGCAGCCUGGAGCUAAAGGCACCAGAUGUCUUCAAAGCCCCCCUGACCCCUCGGGCAUCUCAGGUAGAGCCGCAGAGCCCGGGCAUAGGCCUGAGGCCCCAGGAGCCUCCCUCUGCCCAUGCUGUGGCCCCCUCACCCCCUAGCCAUGCAGACCUGUAUCGUUCAGCUCCUUCUGGCUCCUAUCCUGAGACCUAUUCACAGCCCCCACUGACACCCCGGCCUCAACCUCCACCCCCAGAGAGUUGCUGUACCCUGCCCCCUCGCUCCUUGCCCUCUGACCCUUUCACUCGAGUACCUGCCAGCCCCCAGUCUCAGUCUAGCUCUCAGUCACCCCUAACACCCCGCCCGCUGUCCACGGAAGCCUUCUGCCAGUCACCAGUCACCCCUUGCUUCCAGUCACCUGACCCCUACUCUCGUCCACCCUCACGGCCCCAGUCCCGGGACCCUUUUGCCCCACUACACAAGCCACCCCGGUCCCAGCCCCCUGAAGUUGCCUUCAAGGCUGGGCCUCUGGCCCAUACUCCACUAGGGGUAGGGGGCUUUCCAGCAGCUCUACCCUCUGGGCAAUCUAAUGACCAUCACACUAAGAGCUCUGGCGGGCAGCCUCCAUCUUUUGCCCGUUCUCCUGGGGCAAACGUGUUUGUGGGCAAUCCUUCCCCCAUGCGCUUCACUUUCCCCCAGGCAGUGGGAGAGCCGUCCCUGAAGCCCCCUGCCUCUCAACCCAGUCUCCCUCCACCCCAUGGGAUCAACAGCCAUUAUGGGCCAGGACCCACUGUGGGCAAGCCCCAAAGCACAAACUACACAGCAGCGGCAGGCAGUUUCCACCCAGGAGGCAGCCCCCUGGGGCCAGGCACUGGGCCACCAGCUGAGGGCUAUGGGCUGUCUCCGUUGCGUCCACCAUCGGUUUUACCACAGCCUGCACCGGAUGGUCCUCUCACCUACCUGCCCCAUGGUGCCCCACAGCGGGGGAGCAUCACUUCCCCGGUUGACAAGCGAGAAGACUCAGUGUCUGGGAUGGCCACCUCGCUGGUGGGUCCUGAGCUGCCAGGUCCCCAGGACCCCAGCAUGGCCAAUCUGAGCCAAACAGAAUUGGAGAAGCAGCGGCAGCGCCAGCGUUUGAGAGAGCUAUUGAUCCGACAGCAGAUUCAGCGUAAUACCCUUCGGCAGGAGAAGGAAACAGCAGCAGCCACCAGUGCUGUAGGGCCAGGCAGCUGGGGUGCUGAGGCUAGCAACCCUGCUUUUGAGCAGCUGAAUCGAGGCCCCACCUCCUACCCUGGGGCACAGGACAAAAGUGGCCUUACAGGAUUGCCCCCUAACAAGCUAAGUGGCUCAGUUCUGGGACCUGGCCCCUUCCCUGCAGAGGAGAGACUCUCUCGGCCACCACCACCCCCUACUCCUUCUUCCAUUGACAUGAAUGGCCGACAACUGGUUGGGGGCACCCAAGCCUUCUUCCCACGGGGGCCCUUCUCUGGACCUCUGCCCCCACAACAGCAGCAGCAGCUCUGGCAGCAGCAGCAGCAGCAGCAGCAGGCCGCUGUGGCUUCCAUGCGGCUUUCCAUGCCUGCAAGGUUCCCUCAACCACCUGGGCCUGAACUUGGCCGGACAAUCCUAGGCCCUCCUCUGAGUGGGCUUUCCAACCGACCUCCUGGCCCAGUGGAGCCACUUCCUGGUCCAGGUCCUGCUCAGUUCAUCGAGCUUCGUCACAAUGUGCAGAAGGGGCCAGGGCCUGGUGGUGCACCUUACCAUCUUCAGGGCCCCCCUCAGAGACCACGAUUCUUCUCAGUGCCUGAGGACUCCCAUCGCCUGGCUCCGGAUAGUCUUCGGCCUGUGGCAGUGUCCACCCUGCCCCCGCAGAAGCCUUCAGCUCCUCCACCACCUGAGCUGAGUAACAGCCUCCACCCCCUCCCCCACACCAAGGGUCCUAGCCUUCCUGCCAGCCUGGAGCUGGUUGGCCGAUCUCCCUCAAGCACCGAGGCAGGACGUCCACCCCUGGUCCUGGAAUCUGGAAAACUGCCCUGUGAGGAGCCCGAGCUGGAUGACGACUUUGAUGCCCAUAAGGCACUGGAAGAUGACGAGGAGCUGGCCCACCUGGGGCUUGGGGUAGAUGUGGCCAAGGGCGAUGAUGAACUAGGCACCCUGGGAAACUUGGAGACCAAUGACCCCCAUCUGGAUGACUUGCUGAAUGGGGAUGAAUUCGACCUCUUGGCCUACACAGACCCUGAGCUGGACACUGGUGACAAGAAGGACAUAUUUAAUGAACACUUGCGACUGGUAGAAUCCGCCAAUGAGAAGGCUGAGCGUGAGGCGCUCCUGAGGGGCACAGAACCCAGCCUAUCUGGCACUGAGGAGCGCCCACCCCCUACCACUGAUGGACCUGAUUCCCAUCUUGCCCCCGGGGCCACUGAAGUAAAACCUAAAUUAGAGGAAGGUGGACACCAGGCCUCUCCUUGUCAGUUCACCAUGGCCACCCCCAAGGCAGACCCAGUGCCUCCCGGCACUCUGGGGCUGGGGCUGAAGCCUGGGCAGAACUUGCUGGGGCCACGAGACAGCAGGCUAAACAUGGGUCCUUUCUCUAACAAUGUGCAUACCGCUGAGAAGAGUCCUUUUGGAAACACAGCAGGGACCCCACCCCAGCUGUUGACCUCGAGCCCACUGAGUGGCCCAGGGGGAGCAUCCUUGCUGGAGAAGUUUGACUUGGAGAGUGGGGCCCUGACCCUGCCUGGUGGGCCUCCACCGUCUGGAGAUGAGCUGGACAAGAUGGACAGCUCCUUGGUGGCCAGUGAACUGCCUCUGCUCAUUGAGGAUCUCCUGGAGCAUGAGAAAAAAGAACUCCAAAAGAAGCAACAGCUCUCUGCCCAGCUACAGCAGCCACCCCCACCCCCACCCCCACCACCCCCACCGCCACCGCCGCCCCCACCCCCGCCGCCGCCUCCACCACCACCACCACCACCACCACCACCACCACCGCCGCCGCAGCAGCAACAGCAGCAGCACCUCUUGCUGGCCACCUCAGGCACUGCCCAGUCCAUGCCUCUGCCCCAAGAAGGUCCAUCUCCUGGCCUGGCUGUUACCCCACAACAGCUUGCACUAGGGCUUGGGGCCCGGCAGCCUAGCCUAGUGUCCACUCAGGCAAUGAUGUCCACCCAGCAACCAUCUCAUGCCCUACAGCAGCGCCUGGUCCCUCCCAUGGCCAUGGUGCCCAACCAGGGGCAUAUGCUUAGUGGAGGGCAGGCAAGCUUGGUGCCUCAGCAGAAUCCACAGCCAGUGCUGGCCCAGAAGCCUAUGGGGGCAGUACCGCCAUCGAUGUGCAUGAAGCCGCAGCAGCUGGCGAUGCAGCAGCAGCUGGCCAACAGCUUCUUCCCUGACACAGACUUGGACAAGUUUGCUGCAGAGGACAUCAUUGACCCCAUUGCUAAGGCUAAGAUGGUGGCCCUGAAGGGCAUCAAGAAGGUGAUGGCACAGGGCAGCAUUGGGGUGGCACCAGGCAUGAACAGGCAACAGGUGUCCCUGUUGGCCCAGCGGCUCUCAGGAGCUCCUGGCAGCACUGACCUACAGAAUCAUGUGGCAGCUGGGAGUGGGCAGGAACGGAGCAGCAGUGACCCCUCCCAGCCUCGGCCCAACCCACCCACUUUUGCCCAUGGUGUGAUCAACGAAGCUGACCAGCGGCAGUAUGAAGAGUGGCUGUUUCACACCCAGCAACUGCUCCAGAUGCAGCUCAAGGUGCUGGAAGAGCAGAUUGGGGUGCACCGGAAGUCCCGAAAGGCCCUGUGCGCCAAGCAGCGCACCGCUAAGAAGGCUGGCCGAGAGUUCCCAGAGGCCGAUGCGGAGAAGCUCAAGUUGGUCACUGAGCAGCAGAGCAAGAUCCAGAAGCAGCUGGACCAGGUUCGGAAACAGCAGAAGGAGCACACAAACCUCAUGGCAGAGUAUCGGAACAAGCAGCAGCAGCAGCAGCAGCAGCAGCAGCAGCAGCAGCAACAGCAGCAGCAACAGCAGCAGCAGCAUUCCUCGGUGCUGGCCUUGAGCCCCUCCCAGAGCCCCAGGCUGCUGGCCAAGCUUCCUGGGCAGCUGCUCCCAGGCCACGGGCUGCAGCCUCCACAGGGACCCCCGGGUGGGCAGGCGGGCAGCCUUCGCCUGCCUCCUGGAGGAGUUGCACUGACUGGCCAGCCCAGUGGCCCUUUCCUCAACACAGCCCUGGGUCAACAGCAGCAACAGCAGCAGCAUCCAGUCGGGCCAGGGACCCUAGCAGGCCCCUCAGCAGGCUUCUUCCCUGGGAAUCUUGCUCUCCGAGGCCUGGGUGCCGAUGCACGGCUCUUACAGGAACGGCAGCUCCAGCUGCAACAGCAGCGAAUGCAGCUGACUCAGAAGCUGCAGCAGCAGCAGCAGCAGCACCUGUUAGGACAGGUGGCUUUGCAGCAGCAGCAGCAGCAGCAGCAGCAGCAGCAGCAGCAGCAGGGCCUGGGACCCAAGCCGCAGGGACUCCUGCCUCCUGGCAGCCAUCAGGGCCUCUUGGUCCAGCAGCUGUCCCCCCAGCCGCCCCCAGGGCCCCAGGGCAUGCUGGGCCCUGCCCAGGUGGCAGUGUUGCAGCAACAACAGCAGCAGCAGGUGCACCCUGGAGGUCUGGGUCCCCAAGGCCCUCACAGACAAGUGCUCCUUGCCCAGCCCCGAAUGCUAGGGUCCCCUCAACUGGCCCAGCAAGCACAAGGCCUCAUGGCCCACCGACUUGUCAUGGCCCAGCAGCAGCAACAGCAGCAGCAGCAGCAGCAGCAGCAGCAGCCCCUGGCUGGUCUCUCCCAUCUCCAACAGGGAUUGAUGCCUCCUAGUGGGCAACCCAAGCUGGGCACCCAGUCCAUGGGAACACAGCAGCAGCAGCAGCAGCUGGGGCUCCUAAACCAGGGUCGACCUUUAUUGCCUCCCCAGCAGCAGCAGCAGCAAUUGCUGCCACCCCCAGCCAACUCUCUUACCCAGCAACAGCAACAGCAGCAGCAGCAGCAGGUGGCCCUGGGUCCCGGCUUGCCUGCCAAACCCCUCCAGCACUUUCCCAGUCAUGGAGCCUUGGGCCCAACCCUCUUGCUGAGCCAAGGGUUGCCCUCAGGCCUACCAAGCAAAGAGCAAGCUGGGGCAGAGACAGUGCUAGUACCUGAGGGCACAGAAGGCUCCUCAGUGCACCUAGGGGGACCAUUGGCAUUGGGUCCUCCUACAGAAACCCUGCCCCCAGAGCCAGUGGAGGUGAAGCCCCCCCUCCCUGGGGACUCUCACCUCCUCCUUUCCCAACCCCAGCCUCAUCCUCAGCUCCAGCCCCAGCCCCAGUCCCAGCCCCAGCCCCAGCCCCAGCCCCACUUACUCCAUCCCCCAGGUGGUGCAAGUCAUGGGCAGAUGGCUGGUGGGCAGCCCCCUGAAGUUACUUCCAUGUCCCACCUGCUGACCCAACCCCUAGGUUCUGUAGGGGAGCGGGCCUCUGGGCUGGAUCGACCCCUGAAAGGGAGCCCAAGGCUGCAGCCUCCCAAGCCAGGCCCUCUGCCCCACCCUGGGCAGGGCCUACCAGGGCAUGCAGGAAUGCCUACUGUGGGGCAGCUGCGGGCCCAGCUUCAGGGUGUCUUGGCCAAGAACCCACAGCUUCGGCACCUGAGCCCUCAGCAGCAACAGCAGCUGCAGGCCCUUCUUAUGCAGAGGCAAUUGCAGCAAGGCCAGGUGCUAAGGCAAACAGUGCCCUACCUGGAGCCUGGGAGCCAUCCUUCUUCCUUGCAAGGCCUCCUGGGCCGCCAGCCCCAACCUGGGGGCUUCCUCGGAGCUCCAUCAGGGCCUGUGCAGGAGCUAGGGGCGGUGCCCCGACCCCAGGGCCCUUCCCGGCUCUCUACCCCACAAGGAGCCAUAGCAUCAGGGCCAACCCUUGGCCUUGCACAGCCCCCUCCUCUGCCAUCCAGCCCCCAAGAGCCAAAGAGACCUUCCCCACGAUUGCUGCCCCCUAGCCCUCAGCUUCCUGCUGAGGCUCAGCUCACCCCUACCCAGACUGAGAUCCCAAAGCCCCAAGAAUCCUCCUUGGAGCUACCUUCAGGGGACAUUCCACCCCCCUCACCAGCAGCCUCCCAGCUUCCAGAUGCUUUCUUUGCCAAGGGACCAGGACCUUGGGAAACCCCAGACAACCUGGCUGAGGCGCAUAAGCCUGAGCAGAACAACAUGAGGCCUGGAGAGGUGGAGCAGGUGAACGGGCAGGAGAUGCCCGAGCCGUCCCGACUCAUGAUCAAGCAGGAGCCUCGAGAGGAGCCUUGCGCCCUGGGUGCCCAGGUGGUGAAACGGGAGGCUAAUGGGGAGCCUGUAAGCACACCAGGCACCAGCAACCACCUCUUACUGGCAGGCAGCCGCUCAGAGGCUGGGCACCUGCUCUUGCAGAAGCUACUUCGAGCAAAGAAUGUACAGCUUGGCACAGGCCAUGGACCUGAGGGGCUCCGAGCAGAGAUCAAUGGGCACAUUGACAGCAAGCUGGCUGGGCUGGAGCAGAAACUUCAGGGCACUCCAGUCAGCAAGGAGGAUGCUGCAGCCAAGAAACCACUGACCCCCAAGCCCAAGAGGGUACAGAAGGCAGGCGACAGGGUAGCAAGCUCCCGGAAGAAGCUCCGGAAGGAAGAUGGGGUGAAAGCCAGUGAGGCCCUGCUGAAACAGCUAAAGCAGGAGCUGUCCUUGCUGCCACUUACAGAACCCAGCAUCACCAACAAUUUCAGCCUUUUUGCUCCCUUCGGCAGUGGCUGCCUCAUCAAUGGGCGGAGCCAGCUGAGGGGGGCCUUUGGGAGUGGGGCACUACCCACUGGCCCUGACUACUAUUCCCAGCUUCUUACGAAGAAUAACCUGAGUAAUCCGCCAACACCGCCUUCCUCACUGCCGCCUACCCCGCCCCCGUCAGUACAGCAGAAACUGGUGAAUGGGGUCACUCCUUCUGAGGACCUGGGGGAGCAACCUAAAGAUGCAGCGCCUGCCCGAGAGCCUGAUGGGGGACCCAGGGAUGCUCCUGAAGUGAAGAGUUUGGACCUGCUGGCUGCGCUUCCCACUCCUCCUCACAACCAGACUGAGGAUGUCAGGAUGGAGAGUGAUGAGGAGAGCGACUCUCCUGACAGCAUUGUGCCAGCUUCUUCACCUGAGAGUAUUCUGGGAGAGGAGGCACCUCGAUUUCCCCAGCUGAUGUCAGGCCAGCAGGAGCAGGAGGACAGGGCCCUCUCCCCAGUCAUCCCCAUCAUCCCCCGGGCCAGCAUCCCAGUCUUCCCAGAUACCAAGCCCUUUGGGGCUCUGGAACUAGAACCAACAGGAAAGCUGUCUGCCAACACCUGGGAAAAGGGCAAAGGGAGUGAGGUGUCCGUCAUGCUGACUGUUUCUGCUACUGCUGCCAAGAAUCUGAAUGGUGUCAUGGUGGCUGUGGCAGAGCUGUUGAGCAUGAAGAUCCCCAGCUCCUAUGAGGUGCUGUUCCCAGAGAGUCCUGCCCGUGCAGGGGGUGCCGAGCCCAAGAAGGGGGAAGUGGAGGGGCCUGGUGGUAAAGAGAAAAGCCUAGGGGGAAAGCCCACUGAGGGUAGCAGUGACUGGCUGAAACAGUUUGAUGCAGUGCUGCCUGGCUACACCCUCAAGAGCCAGCUGGACAUCCUGAGCCUCCUCAAGCAGGAAAGCCCUGUCCCAGAGCUGCCUGCCCAGCACUGCUAUAUCCACAACGUCUCCAACCUGGAUGUCCGUCAGCUCUCUGCCCCACCUCCUGAGGAGCCUUCCCCUCCUCCUUCACCCUCAGCCCCUUCCCCUGCCAGCCCCCCAGCUGAACCCUCAGCCCCAUCACCCCCACCACUAGUUCCCUCACCUCCGAUGCCUGAAGCAGCUCGCCCCAAGCCCAGAGCCCGGCCCCCUGAAGAGGGGGAGGAUUCCCGGCCACCCCGGCUUAAGAAGUGGAAAGGGCUUCGCUGGAAACGGUUACGGCUGCUGCUGACGAUCCAGAAGGGUGGUGGACGACGGGAGGGUGAGCGGGAGGUGGCAGAGUUCAUGGAGCAGUUGGGCACAGCCCUCCGACCUGACAAGGUGCCCCGUGACCUUCGGCGCUGCUGCUUCUGCCACGAAGAGGGUGAUGGAGCUACUGAUGGGCCAGCCCGACUUCUCAACCUGGACCUAGACCUCUGGGUCCACCUGAACUGCGCCCUGUGGUCCACAGAAGUUUACGAAACUCAGGGUGGGGCACUGAUGAAUGUCGAGGGUGCCCUCCACCGAGGGCUGCUGACCAAGUGUUCACUGUGCCAGCGUACAGGAGCCACUAACAGCUGCAACCGGUUGCGAUGUCCUAGUGUCUACCACUUUGCCUGUGCCAUCCGGGCCAAGUGCAUGUUCUUCAAGGAUAAAACGAUGCUGUGCCCCCUGCACAAGCUAAAGGGGCCCUGUGAGCAGGAGCUGAGUUCUUUUGCCGUCUUUCGACGUGUCUACAUUGAGCGGGAUGAGGUGAAGCAGAUCGCUAGCAUCAUCCAGCGCGGUGAGCGGCUGCACAUGUUCCGGGUGGGAGGGCUAGUGUUCCAUGCCAUCGGGCAGCUCCUGCCCCACCAGAUGGCCGACUUUCAUAGCGCCACAGCCCUGUACCCGGUGGGCUAUGAGGCCACGCGCAUCUACUGGAGCUUACGCACCAACAACCGGCGCUGCUGUUACCGCUGCUCCAUUGUCGAGAACAAUGGGCGGCCCGAGUUCAUCGUCAAGGUCAUGGAACAGGGUUUGGAGGACCUGGUCUUCACUGAUGCAUCCCCCCAAGCUGUGUGGAACCGUAUUAUUGAACCAGUGGCUGCCAUGCGAAAGGAAGCAGACAUGCUUCGAUUAUUUCCAGAGUAUCUUAAGGGCGAGGAGCUCUUUGGGUUGACAGUGCACGCUGUCCUACGAAUUGCAGAGUCGCUGCCUGGGGUGGAAAGCUGUCACAACUAUUUGUUUCGAUAUGGACGGCACCCACUGAUGGAACUGCCACUUAUGAUCAACCCUACUGGCUGUGCCCGCUCUGAGCCCAAAAUUCUCACUCACUACAAACGGCCUCACACCCUCAAUAGCACCAGCAUGUCCAAGGCAUACCAGAGCACCUUCACAGGCGAGACCAACACCCCGUACAGCAAACAGUUUGUGCACUCCAAGUCAUCCCAGUACCGACGGCUUCGAACUGAGUGGAAGAACAAUGUGUACCUGGCUCGAUCUCGUAUUCAGGGCCUGGGGCUGUAUGCUGCCAAGGACUUGGAGAAGCACACAAUGGUCAUUGAGUAUAUUGGCACCAUCAUCCGAAAUGAGGUGGCCAACCGUCGUGAGAAGAUCUAUGAGGAGCAGAAUCGAGGUAUCUAUAUGUUUCGUAUAAACAAUGAGCAUGUGAUUGAUGCCACACUUACUGGAGGGCCUGCCAGGUACAUUAACCAUUCUUGUGCCCCCAACUGUGUGGCAGAGGUUGUGACCUUUGAUAAGGAGGAUAAGAUCAUUAUCAUCUCCAGCCGGCGCAUCCCCAAAGGAGAAGAGCUGACCUAUGACUAUCAGUUUGACUUUGAGGAUGAUCAGCACAAAAUCCCCUGCCACUGUGGAGCCUGGAACUGCCGGAAGUGGAUGAACUAAGCUCAGAGGCAACUGGGCAGGGGAAACCCUCCAAAGCCCUUCCCAAAAGGGUUGAAGGGGAAGAGAGCCAGGACCCAGAGUUGGGGCUGCUGGCUGACCAGAGCCCCAGGAGCAGGAUGGGGCUAAGGGCCCCGGGGCAGUGCCCAUUCUGGGCACCAGGGAUGACUUCCCUCCCCCACCACCACAGGCCCCAGGCUGGCAUAUCUGCCCCCAGCUCCAGGAGCCGACAGACAGAAACAGCCAUUGGGCAUCUCAGGUUCGGGGGGUGGGGGGGUUGGGUAGAUAUGGGCUGGGAACUACCCAGCACCGUCUGGGAGGCAGCAGAGACGGUGAGGAGGGUGGCAGCUUGGGUCUCCCAGCCCCAGUGCUCCCACUGACGUCCCCAGCCCAACUCAAGGCUGCAAAGAGACUUGAUUAAGCUUGACAAUCCCAAAGGCUGGGUCCCCACACCUGGCCCUGCCCGCUGGGUCCUGUCCCCACUUCCUAAUCCCCCUCCUUCCCUUUCUCUCUGUCUCCCUCUUCUCCUCUGUGUCUCUGUCCCUCUUUCCAUCUCUCUCUUUCUGGGUUGUGUUUCCUUGUUUUCUCUCUGACAAAUGCAACACGAACGGGAAAGAGGCACCCAGCUGCCCGGGUGGGGCGGGCAAGGCAGGCAAGCCGGGCAAGGAGAUCCUGCACCCACACCUACCUCAUUUAAGUGUUGGAUUUUUUGCUGUUUUGAAAUGUGAGACCCUCUCCCCAGCCCUCUAAUCCUUCAACCCCCUGUCUGAAUUGGGGGUAGAGAAGGGAGGGGAGGGAAAAAAGGAAAAUCUUUAGAAAAAAAAAAAUCUGUUUUUAACUGUGGGCAUGGGGUAGUGACUAGGGCUGAUGGGAAGCGAUUGAGAGAGGGUGACCCCUUGAUCCCCUCAGAGGCUGAGCAUCUCUCCUCCUCUGAACAAGUUGGGAGGGGGAGGUGUUGGGGUUGUGUUUCAGAACCAGGGUGUCCUCCUCUUGUACUCCCAACCCCAUCAUGAGCCCAGUGCCUCCCUCAGCCUCUCCCUGGAAUCAGAGGGGAAAGAGGUUCUCUUGAGUUGUGUACCCAUUCCCCGUGGGGCAGGUUGGGGCCCAGAGCUCCCUACUUCCCCAGCCACCAAACUGCUGCUGGUCUGGUGGGAAAGGGAGGUGUUGGGGGUAGGGGAGCUUAGUGUCAUCGUGGGGAGGGUGGGGGGGUAUUUAUCUAUUUAUAAGCCGGAUUGUAUAUAGUCAUGUGGGGCAUGGGGGGGCCAGCAGGAGGUGAGAACCCUCCCCUCUCCCCCCCACCCCCUGGGGAGAGCAAAUGUAAAACUACUAAUUUUUGUGCUUUAUAUAUUCUAUAUAAAUAUAUCUAUUUUCUUUUUACAAAACCAGUUUAUAAAUGGCAGGGGGCGAGGGGAGGGACACCUGGAGCUCCCCUUGUGGGGGGGCUGCCCUCCAUUAUCCUGGACCUGCUGCCCUGCUCCUAACCCCCCCCCCACUCCCCUGGCUGUGACUGCUGUAAAGGUGAGGGGAGGGGACAGGGGCUGGGCUCAGUUUCCCCACUCCCAGAUGUACAGUUGGACUUUUAUAACGCACAAAAGUGAGCUGGCCCCUAGGGGAGCCAGAGGGUGACGGGUCCCCUCCCUCCUUUUUCUCCUAUCUCCCUCCCUAACUUGUGCUGCAGUUGAUUGAACUUCUUCCUGGAGUGGGGGUAGGGGUGGGGGUGGGGGUGGGGCUGAAGUAACCCCUAGGGCCCCUGUCUGGUAGGGAGCCAUAGGUUUGAAGAUGAAGUUUUUAUUCAGUUCUCUCUUCUAGGGGCUGUGGGCAAAAGGGCAUUUUGUAAUUAUUUUAAAGAAUCAAAAAUUUGGAGCAUGAGGAUGAAGGUGAUGCCAGUGGAGAGGGCUGGAGCAGGGAGCCUAGUCGCUGUUGUGUUUUUAGGGUUUUUUUUAAAAAAAGUUUUUGUUUUGUGUUUUAAUUUGAGACAGAAUGGGGUGGCAGGGGUGGGGAGGAGGCUGAAGUUUUUUUUUUAAGGGAAAAAGAAAAAGCUGCUUCCUCUACUGUUUUAAGAUGCAAAGGUUUAAAAGAACUCCUCCCCACCCACCACCCCUCACCCCACAAGUAGCAAAGAGAAGCUGCUGUAAAUAAACCAAGCAGCAAAAGACUGGGCUUCUCUACCACCAUCACCCCCACCCUACCCUCACAACCCCCAACCACUGGACCUCUUCCUUCCUUUCCAUGAGCAAAAGGCCUAGGCUGCUGGGAGUGGAGAGCACUGGGGCCGUACCCAUUGGGAACUGGCCCCAGAAGGUCUGGCUCCAGACUGGGCUGGAGCCCAGGUUAGGGUUUGGGAUUGGGGAGGGAAAGGGGUCUGGGGGGCAGACUUUGUAAGCAUAUGCUAGGUAUCUGAUAGUCCUGUAGAUCUUAGUGAAGAAACCUUAUACAGUUUUUAAUUUUUAUAUAAACUAUAACUCAGACCCAAGCUGCAAGGUUGGAAUUUUGGUUUUUUGUUUUGUUUUGUUUUUAAGUUCCCCGCUUGUAUAAUUGCAUCGGAAGCACCCUCCCUCCCCCAUCCCGUGUUUGUAUUUUGGGUUGGUUUACACUUGCACAUAUUCGGUUUUCAGUUUCCCCAUUUAAAGUCUCCCCCUUCAUCUCCAGGACUCUCCUUACCCCCUUUCCCUCCCUCCGCCUCCCUUGGAAAAAAAAAAUCGCUGACAAGUGUGAAUCCCGUGAAGACUUUAUUUUGUGUUGUGUAUGCUGUACAGCAAGGUUUGUCCUUCGUAACAACAGAUGAAAUGACCCCCCCCUUUUUUAGGCCUCGCCCCUCCCGCCCCCAGAGCCCCUGUCCGUGGCAUGUUUUGUAUCGGCGAUCAUUAUGAACUGUACAUAAUUUAUGUUGUGAGAGGCAAAGGGCAAGUUUUGGAUUUUGCUUCUUCCAAGUUUGUUUUUAAAGGACAAAUAAAAAAAAAAGCAUUUUAAAUACAA